UUUAACUUCGUUACACAGCACAAGUUUUACAGAGUUGGGAGUCCCCUGUGCCUUCUUUUGCUUUGUAAAAUUGUUAUAAGAAUUUCAGUUUUAAAUAAUUUUUUAAAUCGGAUUUAUUGUUAGUAAUGGCGCAAACAACUGAUCCGUUACUUUCUAAUAUAAAAAGCAUACCUAAAGAUGCUCAGAUUAUAGAUGCGAUAGUUAAAGAUGAGGGAAUUACUGAUUAUGAAGAUAGAAUUAUAAAUCGGUUGUUGGAAUUCGUUAAUAAAUAUGCUGGUAAUAUAAUUGAUGAUGCUCAGCGUUUGGCCAAUCAUUCAAAUAAUAAGAAAACAAUUGAUGUACAAGAUGUAGCUCUUGCAAUAAGCCAACAGAGUAAUAAAAAUUUCAUCACUACACCUGAUAAAGAACUUACAGCAAUCAUGGCAAAAAGCAAAAAUACUAUGCCUUUACCUCAAAUUAAAUCCAGUUCUGGAAUGCGUUUGCCUCCAGAUAGAUAUAGCUUAAUUGCUUGUAACUAUCGUUUAAAAUCGCCAUCAAAGAAACCCCGAAAUGUUAAUCGUAAUAUCACUACUUUAUCUUCUAAUGCAGUUAACAAGGGCUCUGGAUCAAUAACAAGCUUGAAUAAACCAAGUCCAAUCACAUCAAUUGUGACUAAAGCAAAUACUACUACAAUUGUUUCAAAGCCUAGCAGUAGUACUUCUUAGCUCAUUUGAAGCUUUUUAAACAAUUUUCUCUGAGGAAGUUGAUCAGCUGUUUGGGUCAGACCAUCAUGUAUCAAGUAAUCCAUUUAACUCGCAAAAUUGGGAUUUGCAACAGAGACCAAUGAUGUCAAUGGAAUAAAUUGGUAUUCUAGCCCUCUGCCCUGCCUGUCAUUAUAAGACACUUGUUCAUUCAUUAUUUAUCUGCAGUUUUUAAAAUAGUGUUGAUGCAUUUCUCUGACAUAUGAUAAAAUGUUUGACCCUCCCCCCCCCAUUUUGUACAUUAAUUUAUUUUUGUCUUCAUGUGUUUCAUCGAAUUUGAGUGUUUACACAAUAUCUUGGUUAUAUAAAAUUAUUGUUAGAAA
Molecule: messenger RNA, 1063 nt
Organism: Argiope bruennichi
Lineage: Eukaryota; Metazoa; Arthropoda; Arachnida; Araneae; Araneidae
Gene: Taf9
Product: transcription initiation factor TFIID subunit 9B-like
Exons: 6
Coding region: 126-704 (192 amino acids)
Biological process (GO): DNA-templated transcription initiation; RNA polymerase II preinitiation complex assembly
Cellular component (GO): SAGA complex; transcription factor TFIID complex
Molecular function (GO): transcription coactivator activity; RNA polymerase II general transcription initiation factor activity; protein heterodimerization activity
Source: RefSeq, a predicted model, not a curated record